GAGCAACAGCAGCAACAAUAGCAGCAGCAAUACCAACAGGAGCAGCAACAGCAGCACUAGCAACAACAACAACAGCAGCAAUAGCAGCAGCAACAUCAGCAGCAACAACAGCAACAGCAGCAACAGCAGCAGCAAUUAAAGCAAUAGCAGCAACAGCAGCAACAGCAACAGCAGCAGGAGCAGCAACAGCAGCAGGAGCAGCAACAGCAGCAGCAGCAAUAGCAGCAACAGCAGCCAUAGCAACAACAGCAGCAGCAAAAGCAGCAGCAACAACAACAGCAGCAGCAACAUCAGCAGCAACAGCAGCAGCAAUAGAAGCAACAGCAGCAGGAGCAGCAACAGCAGCAGCAGCAAUAGCAGCAAGAGCAG
Drosophila arizonae is the source of this 369-nucleotide messenger RNA. Its product is annotated as ataxin-8-like. NCBI's taxonomy places the organism in Eukaryota, Metazoa, Arthropoda, Insecta, Diptera, Drosophilidae. The record is from RefSeq and is a predicted model, not a curated record.